Molecule: messenger RNA, 5057 nt
Organism: Ailuropoda melanoleuca (giant panda)
Lineage: Eukaryota; Metazoa; Chordata; Mammalia; Carnivora; Ursidae
Gene: SDAD1
Product: SDA1 domain containing 1
Exons: 22
Coding region: 158-2221 (687 amino acids)
Biological process (GO): ribosomal large subunit export from nucleus; ribosomal large subunit biogenesis
Cellular component (GO): nucleolus
Source: RefSeq, a predicted model, not a curated record
UUUAAGAACCAAGAUGGCGCCGCCUGCCGAGCGUCCCAUGUGCUGUUUCCGGUCAUUGUCGGAAGCGCGAUUCCCACACGCAGCCGACACGGUUGGUGGUUGCCGGAGGUGUGGGGUUUCUUAAAACUGUUCCCUGCGGAGCCCGUCAGCAGCCAACAUGUCUAACAGAAACAAUAACAAGCUGCCCAGUAACCUGCCGCAGUUACAGAAUCUGAUCAAGCGGGAUCCGCCAGCCUACGUCGAGGAGUUUCUACAGCAGUAUAAUCACUACAAAUCCAAUGUGGAGAUUUUCAGAUUACAACCAAAUAAGCCUAGCAAAGAACUGGCAGAGCUGGUGAUGUUUAUGGCACAGAUUGGUCACUGCUAUCCAGAACAUUUAAGUAAUUUUCCUCAAGAGCUGAAAGAUCUUCUCUCCUACAAUCACACUGUCUUGGAUCCAGAUCUUCGAAUGACAUUUUGCAAAGCUUUGAUCUUGCUGAGAAAUAAGAAUCUCAUCAAUCCAUCAAGUUUGCUAGAACUCUUCUUUGAACUUCUGCGUUGCCAUGAUAAGCUUCUGCGAAAGACUUUAUACACACAUAUUGUCACUGAUAUCAAGAAUAUAAAUGCAAAACACAAGAACAAUAAAGUGAAUAUAGUGUUGCAGAAUUUCAUGUACACCAUGUUAAGAGACAGCAAUGCAACUGCAGCCAAAAUAUCUUUGGAUGUAAUGAUUGAACUCUAUAGAAGAAACAUCUGGAAUGAUGCCAAAACUGUCAACGUGAUCACAACCGCAUGUUUCUCUAAGGUCACCAAGAUAUUAGUUGCUGCUUUGACAUUUUUCCUUGGCAAGGAUGAAGAGGAGAAACAGGACAGCGACUCAGAAUCUGAGGAUGAAGGACCAACAGCAAGAGACCUGCUAGUGCAAUAUGCCACAGGGAAGAAAAGCUCCAAACACAAGAAGAGGUUGGAAAAGGCUAUGAAAGUGCUCAAGAAACAAAAAAAGAAGAAAAAACCAGAGGUGUUUAAUUUUUCGGCUAUUCAUUUGAUUCAUGAUCCCCAAGAUUUUGCAGAAAAACUACUAAAGCAGCUAGAGAGCUCUACGGAGAGAUUUGAGGUGAAAAUGAUGCUCAUGAACCUCAUCUCCAGAUUGGUGGGAAUUCACGAGCUUUUUCUCUUCAACUUCUAUCCCUUUGUGCAGAGGUUUCUGCAGCCCCACCAAAGAGAAGUAACAAAGAUCCUUCUGUUUGCUGCCCAAGCAUCUCAUCACUUAGUACCCCCAGAGAUCAUUCAGUCAGUGCUCAUGACUGUGGCCAACAAUUUUGUCACCGACAAGAACUCUGGGGAGGUCAUGACUGUAGGAAUCAAUGCUAUAAAAGAGAUAACAGCUCGAUGUCCUCUGGCCAUGACUGAAGAACUUCUCCAAGACCUGGCUCAAUAUAAAACACACAGAGAUAAGAAUGUGAUGAUGUCUGCUAGAACUUUGAUUCAGCUCUUCCGAACACUGAAUCCUAAGAUGCUGCAGAAGAAAUUCCGGGGUAAGCCUACAGAGGCCUCCAUAGAAGCAAGAAUGCAAGAAUAUGGAGAAUUAGAUGCUAAAGAUUACAUUCCAGGAGCAGAAGUUCUAGAAGUUGAAAAAGAAGAGGAUGCUGAAAACGAUGAAGAGGGGUGGGAAAGUACCAGCCUCAGUGAGGAGGCAGAUGCCGAUGGUGAGUGGGUUGAUGUGCACCACUCUUCUGAUGAAGAACAGCAAGAAAUAACCAAGAAGCUCAACAGCAUGCCCGUGGAGGAGCGGAAAGCCAAAGCCGCAGCCAUUAGCACCAGCCGAGUUUUAACCCAGGAAGACUUCCAGAAAAUCCGCAUGGCCCAAAUGAGGAAAGAACUCGACGCUGCCCCGGGGAAAGCCCAAAAGAGGAAAUACAUUGAAAUCGAUAGUGAUGAGGAGUCCAGGGGUGAGUUACUCUCUCUUCGAGACAUUGAACGCCUUCAUAAGAAGCCAAAGUCUGACAAGGAGACAAGACUGGCAACAGCAAUGGCUGGAAAGACAGACAGAAAAGAAUUUGUGAGGAAGAAAACCAAAAUGAACCCAUUUUCCAGUUCCACAAAUAAAGAGAAGAAAAAACAGAAGAACUUUAUGAUGAUGCGAUACAGCCAUAACGUCCGGUCAAAAAACAAGCGUUCCUUCCGAGAAAAGCAGCUGGCACUACGAGAUGCACUUUUGAAAAAAAGAAAAAGAAUGAAGUAACCUGCAAGCAAAUUUUCCAUUCCAAGAAGAAUGCUAAAUUUGUAUCAUUAUUUUGGAAAUUAAUCAAGAAUGUUUGUUUACAUUAAAAAGUCCUGAAGCACUGUAUUGUGAAAAAGACAGUAAACCUGGUAGCAAUUUAGUGUUUUUGUUUUGGAGAUGGGUAAUGGUGGGAAUGUUUGAAAUGUAACCAGUAGUGGUGUGGUAAAAUCAUUUUUAUUUAGCAUUCUUGAAAAAGAAAAAAAUGUUGGGUGCCUACUAAUUGUCACUGUAGAUAUAAAAGAUGAAUGAGCCAUAACCCCUCACAAAAGGCAUUCACAGCCUGUUUGGGAAAUAGGAGGGGGCCGAUGUGUGUCGUAAGUGUAUUUAUAGUGCAGUGUAAAUAGUUCUCUAUUAGAGAUAGGUCUGUGCUUCUCUGGGGUCAUAGAGGCCUCUGCAGGGCAUGGGAGUUAAACAUUUUCUCUUAAAACAGGACAAUGUUACAAGAGUAAGAGAUUCUUACUUGUAUAUAGGCUUAACCUGCUGAAAACAGGUCCCUGCUGUACAGACUUUUCGUAGCCAAUUUAGCUCUUUUAGUCCAUCCAAAAAAUGUAAGUAUUUUUUUGAAUGCCAGGUACAGGCUUUUUCGUUAAGACCUCGCUUUUUAAAUUGCCUUAAGUAUAAAUAGUAAUCUUGGAGUGUCUUUAGUUUGUCAUUUGGGCCACCAUAGAGGAAAAAGAAAUCAGAUUGGUUUCCUCAGCCUGCCUUCGUGCUGUAGUAUUUUUAGCCCACUGUUUGCUUUGUCUCAAUAAAAGGUUCCUAAUGUCAGGUAGGUACUAUCGUGUGUGUUGAGUGCUGUAUUGGUCUCCCUUCCUUAGGCAUGUUUGAGUAGAUUUCAGGGGACACAGAGCCAUGGUCAGCCUCUGUUUGCAAGUCAUUGCAUUUGGAAAUAGUUUGGUGCCUUUGCCUCAGAUUUCCUAGAUCAUAUUGUGAUAGAUGAGAAAAGUGUUCUAUGAUACUUCAGAAUAAAAGGCAAUUUUCUGCCCACCAGAAAUAGAAAGUAGCUUCUAAAGCUUCUCUUGUUCAUUUUCAGUGUUCACUUUUGGUUUUAUUUGAAACUUUGGGACCUUCCGCAAAGAUGCCUCAGAUUACUGGAUAUUAGUUGUGAAAUCGGAAGUUUAAUGAUUAAGUUGCACUGGCCUGGUGAGAGGAGUUCUCAGAGUCAACUUCAGCAACUUAACAGGAAGUGUCCGAUGCAAAUUUGACAUUUCAGACCUGAAACUUCUUUUUUCUCUCUCUUUUUUUUUGUUUGCAUUUUUGAACCGGGUGUCUCCUUGAGAGAGGCAAAUAAAAUUCAAAACGGCAUAGCAGCUGGGGUCCACAGCUUUGCUGCAUGACUUGUGAUGGUACCUGGAAGUGUCAUCCAUCCUUUCCCUGGACCUUUGUACCCCAUUUAGAGGCCAGGGGGCCAAAGUCCAUUCUGUGCUCAGACUUCUGUGGCUUCACCCUGCUCUUAACUGAGGUUUAUAUGCAAGAUAGAAAAAUAUCUAGUUUAAAAAGGUGAAAGUCUUAACUCUUAUUUCUUAAUUGCAUAGUACCUUAAUUCUACCCAAUUCCUUUUGUUACUUUAUAAAUCUUCUCUUGAGAAUAUGUUCUGUAAACCUGAAGAUCAAAGGUUGGAUGCUGUCAGCAAAGGGCAGAGUGAUCUUUCAGGGUCCCUUUUACCUUGAAGACGUCAUCAGAGUCUGAGCUUCAACUUUUCAGUCUCUGUUUUUUGUCAGUCCUGAGGAUGGAUCCAUUUCAGGGAUGAACUCCCAUUUCCAUAUAAAAUGAUGUAUAAAUCUAGAAUGCUGAUAACAUCAUGUAUGUGAUCUCAGCAAGUUCCACAAAAGGCAGAGUCUGUUCUCUGCUAUAUCACUAAUGCUCAUCGGUGCCCAGGAUGUUAGGUGCCUAGCAAGUAUUUGAAUACGCGAUUUAUUCCCUGCCAGUUCUCUCUCUCUAAAUAUAAUACCAUCUACCUCAUUGGUUGUUUUGCAAAUUUUGACUGUUAUAAUAAGCACUUACCAUGAUAUUUGCCACAAAGUAAGCAUUCAGUAAAUUUCACAUCAAAGAUUAGUAUCUGUUUCUAUUUUAUAUUUUGUUUAAUCUUUGUGAAAUGAAACAAUUAGAGUUGCUACAAAUAUUUGUUUUACCCCUCCUCCAUUCUGGGGGAAUUAGUUUGAAAUAUAAAAAUGUAUAUUGAAUGCUCAAUGUGUGGGUUGCAAACACAAUGUUUGUGUCAUAUGGAAACCUUCAAUACAAUGAAGAAAAUAGGCUUACAAAAUGACAAUACAAGGCUGCAUAUGGAGCUAUCAGAAAAAGCACAGCAUAGGGCUGAGAGCAUCCUAAAAAGAGGGAAGUUCAGCUGGCAGGAGGGUGAAAUGGCUAUUAGCUAACAAACUGAUGCUUAUGAUGAACUGGAAAGGCAGUAGGAACUAUUCCUGAAUCAUACAAGUUAUGGUUUAAAAGGUGGUAUAAUUUCUUAGAAGUUAUGUAUAAAUUUUGUUUUCAUUACCUCAUAUUCUAAUUCUUUGAAAAUUUGUAAUCUAUUUAAAUUGUCACAUGGCAGCUCAGAAUUAAUCAGAAUGUUUAAUUGGAAUAUUCUGUUCUUUAGAUAAACACAUUUUAAAAUGUGUUACCAGGAAUAAUACAGUUCUACCAAAUGACAUCCUUUCAUUGUAUAAAAAUUAAAACUAAAAAUUGUUUUCUUAAUUGUAUUUUAUGAGAUUUUAAAAGAUCUUGAAAGUGAAUAGAGAAGUAAGGCACUGACAUGGAGCUUUUUCUCAUUUAUAAGGAAAUAAAAUUCUCUCCUAGUACAGUC